Messenger RNA from Psylliodes chrysocephalus, 660 nucleotides. Lineage: Eukaryota; Metazoa; Arthropoda; Insecta; Coleoptera; Chrysomelidae. The record is from the annotation of a GenBank genome assembly.
UGCCUUUGCAGAAAAACUGAAGAGUCGAGAAAAAAAGAUUGACAUUUUAAUACACAACGCAGGUAUCGGAUUUUGCGAUGAUAGCAUGACAGUGGAUGGCCUAAAUUUGACUAUGCAAGUAAAUUAUUAUAGUCCAUUUCUGCUCACACAUUUAUUAAUAGACUUAAUGAAAAACUCUUCUUCAGCCCGUUUAAUUUUUUGCAGUUCGCCUAUAGUUUCCGUUUUUGCCAAUUUAUUUUGUUUCGGAAAAACUGUUAACAAAAUUUUUGGUGACUAUAGAAUAUCAAAAUUCUGUGUGUUGGUGAUUGCUGAUAUGUUUGCUGAAAAACUAAAGUGUUACAGAAUAACUUCAAAUUCGUUUCAUCCUGGAGGAGUGAACACUCAAAUACACAAACAGUUUUGCAGACACAGAGUUUUGAAAUAUUUACAUGAUAUUUUGGGUCCUUGGGUCUUUAAGACGCCAGAAGAUGGCGCCCAAACCGCCAUUUAUUUAGCGUGUGCCAACGAAGUUCAAAACGUUAGUGGAAGAUUUUUCGCAGAUCUGGUGUCAAUUUGUAAACCAAAGCAACUCGAAAACCAAAGACUGUGCGAAACUAUUUGGGAAAAAUCGGAAAAAGUGGUGAAAUUAAAAAAAGAUGAAUUAAUAUAAAAGUUCUGCAA